CGCGGGUGGCGCCGCUGCAGUUGCCCGGAGGGGCCAGAGGGGGCGGCAGCAACGCAGCGCCGUCCCCUCCCGACGACCCUCAUCCGGCGCCGCUCUUGCCGCUUGGCUCGUCGUCACCUUCGCCUGAACCGGCGGUCAUGGCCGCGCUCUGCCGGCAGCUCAGGACGUGUCGCCCUCGGUUCGCUGGCAGGCCAUUGUCCCGUGGUCACCGGACGACUCCAGCAGAUGACGAGCUGUACCAGCGGACCACAGUCAGUGCCCUGGAGCGGGAGUCCCGGGACUCACUCUUCAUCGACUCGUACAGCCAGCAGGGCUUCACUAUCGGUGGCAACCGGGUACUGGGCCCCUGUGCCCUGAUCCCACGCGCCCUCCUGCACUGGGAUGUUCAGAGCUACAAAGACAUCAGUGCAGACAGUCUGGCCUUGUUCUACUUACUGGAACCCAAAAUAGAGAUUCUGGUGCUGGGUUUGGGAGAGAGUGUCCAGAGGCUGGAUCCUGAGGUACGGGCGUUCAUGAAAACCAAGGGGGUUGCUCUGGAGAUACUGGACACGCCAAAUGCCUGUGCCACCUUUAACUUCCUGCUGAGUGAACGACCGCACGUAGCAGCCGCCUUGAUUCCUCCAAAAAACAUCCCCACCGACAAGUAACAGGAGCCACAACAAAACCACCAGUGGGUGGUAUAGAAUAAACUGUGUGAAGAUCACAGGAGGAAUUCUCAUGUCAUCCCUAUACCGUGUGAGAUUAAUGGGAGGAGACGCUGGCAUCUCCCAGUAACUACAGCUCGUUACAACCGCAGGGAUGCAGGCAGCUGUUGGGGAAUGGAGCAAACCAUUCGUGCUCCUGCCUUUAUCCUCAGUCACAGCUCCCGUUCAGCCACCGCUGGGCAGGAAGGGAAAUGGUGCAUGCUGUUGGGAAUUGGUGGUAAAUAAAGACACCUGGAAACAUUUGAAA
Mobula hypostoma (lesser devil ray) is the source of this 951-nucleotide messenger RNA. RefSeq names its product NADH:ubiquinone oxidoreductase complex assembly factor (gene ndufaf3). The transcript has 5 exons. Gene Ontology annotation, cellular component: mitochondrial inner membrane. NCBI's taxonomy places the organism in Eukaryota, Metazoa, Chordata, Chondrichthyes, Myliobatiformes, Myliobatidae. Gene Ontology annotation, biological process: mitochondrial respiratory chain complex I assembly. Bases 138 to 647 code for a protein of 169 amino acids. The record is from RefSeq and is a predicted model, not a curated record.